AUGGUGCCAGCAUCGCGUUCCUACACUCCAUCGAAGUUCGAGGUCCUUCUGCGCAAAGAAAAACGUCAGGUCAACUCAGCAGGGCAACAAUGCCAAUGCGGCCCUCCACCGCCAAACUGUGAGCGCGGUCCUCCUGGGCCUCCAGGAGAGCCUGGAGAGCCAGGACCCGAUGGCGAAAAUGGCCCGGACGGAAUACCCGGAGUUCCUGGAAUGUCGCGUAUGGCCGAAAUGUUCCCCAUACUGAAGUCGUGUGUGAAGUGCCCGCAGGGAGCGCCAGGCCCUGCUGGACCAAAUGGACCUCCUGGACCCGCAGGACCUCCUGGAUCUCCUGGCAGGGACGGGCUCUCUGGGGCGCUUGGUAUUGCUGGACCGCCAGGGCCACCAGGAGAUGCCGGAGAGAAUGGAUCAGCAGGGGCACCGGGAGCAGAUGGCCAACCAGGUGCUCCUGGCACCAUGAAUAUGCCUGGGACACCAGGACUGCCUGGACCUCCUGGACCACCAGGACCACCUGGUGCUGCGGGUCAACCUGGAAGCGAUCCAGGACCUGGAGCGCCUGGUCCUCCAGGAGAGCCAGGACUUCC
Molecule: messenger RNA, 581 nt
Organism: Ostertagia ostertagi
Lineage: Eukaryota; Metazoa; Nematoda; Chromadorea; Rhabditida; Trichostrongylidae
Source: the annotation of a GenBank genome assembly